Molecule: messenger RNA, 1250 nt
Organism: Crotalus tigris (Tiger rattlesnake)
Lineage: Eukaryota; Metazoa; Chordata; Lepidosauria; Squamata; Viperidae
Product: T-box transcription factor TBX22-like
Exons: 6
Coding region: 370-1179 (269 amino acids)
Biological process (GO): positive regulation of DNA-templated transcription; cell fate specification; regulation of transcription by RNA polymerase II
Cellular component (GO): nucleus
Molecular function (GO): RNA polymerase II cis-regulatory region sequence-specific DNA binding; DNA-binding transcription factor activity, RNA polymerase II-specific
Source: RefSeq, a predicted model, not a curated record
AGAAGGAGGAGGAGAAGGAGAAGAAAAACGAAGCAAACUUGCCCUCGUUCUUUCCCCUCGCCAGGCUUUGGAGGCUCGCAUGGAACCGAGCAAAGAGAAUUUUUGCAAAGAAAAAAUCCUGCCGGUGAUGCGGCCCGACCUCUAAAGAAAAAAAAAACCAAGAAAAAAACCAACCCAACCAACCAAGGUAAAGCUGCUUAACGACGUUUCCGCGCUGGGCUGAGAACUCCCGUCCGGGCUGAAGCAGGAUCGCAGCCGAGGGGUGGAUCGGAGGAGAGGGAUUCCUCUUUGAUUGACACUUUCCCCCCCCCCUUCCCUCUGCCCGCGCCUUCUCUGGGGCGCUGCUUCGACAGCAAAAGGGCCCCGGCCAUGGCUUUGAGUUCCCGGGCGCACGCUUUCUCCGUGGACGUUUUAAUGGGCAACGCCAACCCUGCCAAGCGCAAACUGAAGGAUCUGGAAGAGGAUCUCUCCUCCGAGACCAGGACGGAAAAAGCGGCUUUCCGGAGAAGCCAAGCGCCCGAAAAGAAAACCAAAGGCGAAAUAACGCUGUCUCUUUGCGAGGAAGCCAGAGGAGAAACUGGGGAGAUCCAAGUGGACUUACAAGGCUCAGAGCUGUGGAAAAGAUUUCAUGAAAUUGGCACCGAAAUGAUCAUCACCAAAGCUGGCAGGAGAAUGUUUCCUUCGGUCAGAGUUAAAGUAAAAGGUCUGGAUCCAGUGAAACAAUAUUAUAUUGCUAUAGACGUGGUCCCAGUGGACUCGAAAAGAUACAGGUAUGUCUAUCACAGCUCGCAGUGGAUGGUGGCUGGAAACACGGACCAUUCGUGCAUCACACCCCGGCUUUAUAUGCACCCGGAUUCCCCCUGUUCAGGAGAGACAUGGAUGAGGCAGAUCAUCAGCUUCGAUCGGGUGAAGCUAACCAACAAUGAGAUGGACGACAAAGGGCAUAUAAUUUUGCAAUCAAUGCACAAAUACAAGCCCAGAGUCCACAUUAUCAUCCAGGAUUCCCGGUUUGAUCUCUCCCAGACCCCAUCUUUGCCUGCAGCUGGUGUUCAGACGUUCUCUUUCAAAGAAACCGAAUUUACGACGGUCACCGCUUAUCAAAACCAGCAGAUAACAAAACUGAAGAUUGACCGGAAUCCCUUUGCUAAAGGAUUUCGAGAUCCUGGAAGAAACAGGUAAAAAAAAAGUGCAAUUAUUUGACCGACUGAGCUAUGGAUGGUUUAAAGACUUUUAAAUGGAUAAACAAUAGA